ACGGAGGAACAACUUGCACUCCUCAGAGAGGCCUUCCUCAACACAAGGCAAUAAAUGACCUUGAUGCAUCAGACGCUACAGAAAGUAGAGACUCAUCGGAGUGAGUUUGAAACUGUUUGGAACAACUUCCUGGAAAAAUCAGCAAAGGACGUUGACCAGCAUAUCCAGACUUAUAUCAAAGCAUUAGAUGAACAGAUCACCAAGACCUUCACUCCAGAGGUUGUAGAAAAGAUUGUCAAGGGAGCUAGAGGCGGAGGAGGAGAUGGCGGCGAUGACGGUGAUGAUGACAACAAGGGGAAAGGGGAUCCCGAUCGGAAAGGAAAACUUCCACAGGAAGUAGGGAAGGUCAGCAAGAUUAAACUCAAACUGCCAUGGACAUAUAACGGGAAAAAGGAUGAAAGUGUUCUCCACUGGAUCGCAGCAAUUGAGUCAUACGUAUACGGGCAGCGAAUCCCAUAUUGGGACAGGGUGCUGAUGGCGAGUUCGUGCAUGGGAGGCGAUGCCAUGAGCUUCGCAAUCUCGCUGCAGAAAGAGGCAGGUUGCAACUCACUAGUAGAGUUCUCACAACAAACUAGGAUUGAAGACUUCCUUAAAGUAGUUCGAGAACGAUUUGAUGACAAGAACUUAGCUCGUCGCACAAAAAUGUUGAUCCUCAACCUCCCUGAUAGGAAAUGGAAGAGCACCUCCGCCCUGAAAGCAACUAUGGAUGAAUUGUUACAAUGCCCCGACCAUGGCCUUACACCUGCCCAAAUUUUGAACAACUUUGCACGAGCACUCCCUGAUCCCCUGCGAACACAACUCUAUCCCCAAGUCAAGGAAGAUGGAAUGACUUACGAGAAGUUCAGCAAGAUCGCGAUAGAUUAUGAUGGCUUCCUCGCCGAAGCAAAUUACUGCCACUACUGGAAAGAUCUGCAAGCGGGAAAGAAGUGGCAAAACCGCACUAUCUCAAGGUCUAUACCUGGGAAGGAUAGUCUCCUUCUAACCUUUGAAGAAGAAGGCGUCGAGACCAUCUCAUGGGACCAGGUAGAUUAUGGACUCAAUGAACUCAGCGGACCGGUAGCUCAGGAGGGGAGUUACGCGGCCGUUGUAGCCCGCGGGGGAGGGCGUCAAGGAAGAGGGCGUGGCCGAGGAAGAGGAGGUCGCGGCCGUGGUGGACGAGGAUCAGGCACCCAGAGGGGUGGUGGCGAAGGAAGCCACUACGUGGGAGGAAGGGGAAAUGGUCCCUCGCAAGGUGGCCGUGGUACUUAUUCCACCUGGGGUAGAGGAAGAGGCACGUGGUAUAAUAAGUGGGAUAAGCCAUACCCACCACAUCCAGGUCUACCCGAAGGGGAGCCUUGAAAGAAAUUGGGAAUCACAGAAAAAGUGUGGCAAGAAAGGAAAGUCGUCGACCAGUGCCUGAAAUGUUGGGACCCCAACCACAUUGUCCCCUAUUGCCCCGACUAUAG
Chara braunii is the source of this 1445-nucleotide messenger RNA. The record is from the annotation of a GenBank genome assembly. Lineage: Eukaryota; Viridiplantae; Streptophyta; Charophyceae; Charales; Characeae.